Messenger RNA from Ctenopharyngodon idella (grass carp), 4306 nucleotides. Its product is annotated as erythroblast NAD(P)(+)--arginine ADP-ribosyltransferase-like. The record is from RefSeq and is a predicted model, not a curated record. Bases 557 to 1339 code for a protein of 260 amino acids. The transcript is spliced from 3 exons. Lineage: Eukaryota; Metazoa; Chordata; Actinopteri; Cypriniformes; Xenocyprididae. Gene Ontology annotation, molecular function: NAD+ poly-ADP-ribosyltransferase activity; NAD+-protein-arginine ADP-ribosyltransferase activity.
AUAUCUCAACUGUCACGAAUGGAACGCAUAGAAUUGUGGGAUAUCAAAGGCAGUGAAGGAUACAUCUAUGCUGCCUUCAAAAAUUGAUCUGAUGAAGGCAUUUCAUGAGACAGGAAGUGAAGCUAUCAUUGGAUUCGGACAUGCCUUGAUGCCUUCCUACCUUGAAAUGUGUCCCCCGAAGGCAGCAUUUUCCAGUUUUCGGACGUAGCCCUUGUGUGCAACAGUAGCCCUACGUCACCUGAGUUUCCAUCAUUUGAAAAUGCCAAAAGGGCAGACACAGAGAUUGAGAAUGCUGCAGUCUCCUAAAUGUCACAUGAUUUACUGGAAACCAGCAGUCUACAGAUACCCUCUGAUUGGCUGACAUCUAGACUUGCAAGUGUUUAAGACCACUGCAUAGUGUACCAUAUAGCAAAAGAACACAGCGUUCUUUCAUCUGUCAUCGGACGCAUAUCUUAUGUGAUAUUCAGCACAGAACUUUCAUUUGCUGUUUGGAAUCCAGAUUCACUUCAGCAUCUGCAUUAUAUAUAGAUCAUCUGAGGGAUUUUACUAAAUCAAGAUGUUGCUGAUCAUUGCAGCUCUUCUCAUUUUAGCUUCUCUAGGACAGGAUCACAGAACUGAUGCUUCUGAAGGACAGAUAUUUCCACUGGAUAUGGCACUGAAUUCUGUUGAUGAUGAAUAUGAUGGUUGUACAGAGAACAUGACACACCUGGUGGAGACAGAAUAUCUGAAGAGGGAGCUCAACAGCUCUGAAUCUGAUUUUAAAGAAUCUUGGCAAUAUUGUGAAAAUAAUUAUGUGAAGCCAGAACAUAACAUGACAAAGAAUUAUUCAAUAGCCAUUUGUGUGUACACAGACAGAAAAGUCUAUGGUGUUUUUAAUAAUGACACUCGUUACGGUAAACAAAACUACACAAACGACACAUACAAAUGGCAUUCACUUCACUUUCUGUUAGCAAAAGCAAUACAGAUUCUAAAGGAAACACAAGAUAAAUGUAUUUUAACUUAUCGUAAUACAAAAGUUAAAUUUAAUGAGAGUGUAAAGAACACAACAGUUCGUUUUGGUCAAUUUGCAUCUUCCUCCUAUAAUCCUAACAGAGCUAAAUUUUUUGGAAAUGUAUCUUGUUUCGAGAUCUACACUUGUUACGGCGCAAAUGUGACAAAAUAUUCUAGGCUUCCUCGUGAGCAAGAGGUGCUGAUUCCUCCGUAUGAGAUGUUUAAAGUCACUGAUGUCAAGUCAAUAAGAGAUGAGAAAGAUCUUAGGUGUGAAACUGUAUACACUUUAAAUAGCACUGGAACACAAAGUGACCUGAACUGUACUCUAUUCACGAGACCACGUUCAUAAAGAAGUACUAUAUUUUGCUCUAAGCUGAACAAAGUGCUUUGAUACGGAAGCAGAUUAGUCUCAUUAAUAAUUCUCGCAAAAAACACGAUGCACACAUGCUUAGCAAAUUUCACAUGCAUGAAACCUAAUUCACGUGCACAAAAAACAAUUCACGUGCUCGAAAAAACAUAUACAUUCACAAAAAGCAAUUCACGUGCGCAAAAUAAAAUUAGAUAUUCAUAAAGUACAUUUCACAAAUGUAAAACACAAUUCAUAGAUAUACAACUGUGCAAAAUAUUUUGAAUGUUUGAAACUUACAAGUUUAUCCUCACAUUCGAGUGUGAAUCACCUUGGAUUUGUGUGUGUGUAUCAUUAUCACGUGAGGGCGUGCCUACCUGGGUGUUACGUCAUCAGCUGUCGCCCAGUUCAAAUCAUGCAGAGAGAUGUGUACAGUUUGAUCAUUCAUUUCAUGUGUUUACUGAAGUAAACAAAGUUAGAGAUCAGUUGAAGCUAUAGUUUAACAACUUGUUUAGUCCGAGUGUGAACAUAAUUUUAAGUAUUGAUGGAUUCUUAUAUGUACUUCAUAAAGAAAUCAUGUGCAUAUCAUACAACGUUAGGAUUUUAGAUUAAUUAACUCCAUAGAACACAUAACAAUGGUUUGACUGAUGAGAGAUGUUGUAUAGACGAUAAUGAAAAUAUAAUGUUUAUUUAUUUAUUGAGGAUCGGAAAGAGCAAUCACAGCUAGGGGUGUGCGAUAAAUAUCGUCUGUGAUAAUCAUAAUUGUUGUUUUAACAAUGUGCGAUCUGACAUUGAGUAUAUCCCUCACACACCCAGAGAAUGCACGCUUACAUUACACGAUGUGGUCUUGUAGAUUAGACUAGCGAUUGUACAUUUAGAAUGCAAAUUUUCACUGCAAGAUUUAGUCUAUAUUCAUAUCAUUUUAAUGUAGUAAAUAUCACACGAAGAGUGCAAUUUUUCUCCAGAUAUCAACAUGAUAACAAAUGUGACAUUGAUUUAUACAAGUUUAAUAAACAAGUUAAUAUUAAGUGACACCAUAUUGCCUGUUUUUGCUCUAUUUCGCCAACGAAAAUGGUUCAAAACAAAACCACAGCACUGUAAUUGCAUCUCUGAGCAACAGUAGAGAUGUUUCCUUACAGUAAGAUGUUUCCUUACUGAACGAAUCAGCUUUUUGAACAAAGCAGUUGAAUCAAUGAUUCAAUGACUACGAUAGAUUAUAAUAGUCAAAUGUUUCGUUCCUGAAUGAAUCAGCCAUUUGAAUGAAUCGGUUGAAUCUCAAUGACUCACUCAUUAACGGUGACUUGCUGCCACCUAGUGGCGGUUUUUAUAUCUUUUCAUGUUUUUAAUCAUUUCAAAUAUCAGUAUUCAACAUUUUAUGUUAAAAACAUCAAAAUAUUAUUUAUGCAUUUGUAACUGCAGGUUAUUCAGUUGUCACUUCAGAGCUGUAUUAAACUGUCUGCGUAAAUGCAUCUAAAUGCCACUUCAGAUGCAGCUUCUGUUUCCUCUAUUGCAAAGAUGAAUUUUGUUGAGACUUGAUUGGUGACAGUCCUAUUGUGUCUUAUUAUUAUUAUAUAGAAUAUAUAGAAUUUGAUUACAUUCAUGACAUUGACAUGAAAGAUGAUGCGUGUAUAAAAAAUGGAUUUAUAAAGGUAAAAAUGCCCAUAAAAGGUAAAAAAAAAUAAAAAAAAAUAUAUAUAUAUUUCUGUUACUGCUGUGAAUUGACCAUCACGCAGAAUAUGAAGAAUAAAACUCCUGAGUCAGCUGUCCACGACAGUCCCAAACCUGCUAAGGUACCAGCACAGUAACACACUCAGCAAAAUAUCAUCUAAUUAUCGUUAUCAAUAAAAUCUCAGAUUGAUCUAAUUUUUUUCUCAAUGUUGCACACCCCUAGUCACAGCACUGUGUUUGUACCUGUACUGCUUGCCAUGUCACAUUCAACUGAUGAUAAUGUAUGUAAUGACGUGCACAUUGAGAACAUUUACGUUUCAUCUUUUUUUUUUUUUUUUUUAGCUGCAUAUAUAUAGUUUUAUUGUUUCAGAUUUGCGAGGCAGAUGAUGAAUGAAGAUACAGAGACAACCAGUACUUUGAACUUACAAUCCCUACUGUUAUUCUUUCAAAACAGUCAUGUUGUAAGCUAUCCACUUUGACAGUUGUUUCAACAAGAGGUUGAAAGUCAUGCAUUGUUACUAUUCAUUUGAAUCCUGCUGACUAUACACACUCAAGGAAUAAAGCCCUAAUACUUAAACGUUCUUGUUUUAUGUCAGAAUUAAAAGAUUCAAAGACAUUUGCUACAGUUGAUUAAAACGUUUUAUUAAUUUGAAUGUUUCUUGGAAACAAAAUCUGUAUAAAAUGACUUGUCCAUGAUUAAUUAUAUUGUACCAGUUACAUAUGAAGAUCAUGAACUGAUAAUCUCAAAUAUGAAGGAGCACAACAUUCAGUACAGAGAAAUAUACGUCUCUUCCAUAGUUGAGAUUGUCUGACUAACAGUUUGAAGCUGGGCUACAAGUUCUUCAGUCACAGGCCAUUCAACUGGAACCACAAUUCCACUGCAUGACCGGUCAGGGAUAAUGGUAGUGAUGGUGAGGUGAUGGUGAAAUAAUUAAAAAAGAGUUUACGGAGUAAUCUUAGUUGCAUAAUGUUAAUUGCAUCUCUAAUCAGUAUGCCAUUCAUUUGUUAACAAAUGAAACCUUAUUAUAAAGUGUUACCAAUUAUUGCUUCACAACAUUGUCCUGUGAUAUUAAAAACCUUGAGAUGACAAUACAGCAAAGAACAUAAGUAAAUGAAUAUUGGAUAUAGAUUAUAUAUAUAUAUAUAUAUAUAUAUAUAAUAUAUAAAAGACAUUAAUACAUAACAUAUAAAAGCAUAAAGAAACAAAAUGUUUGUGACUGAUAUCCAGAUGUCAAGCCAACAGUGAUUACCACAGCAGUUGCUUAUAUCUGUAAAUCAUUAAUAAACUAUAGAUUCAACUGA